Molecule: messenger RNA, 1714 nt
Organism: Hibiscus syriacus
Lineage: Eukaryota; Viridiplantae; Streptophyta; Magnoliopsida; Malvales; Malvaceae
Product: autophagy-related protein 16-like
Exons: 4
Coding region: 40-1578 (512 amino acids)
Biological process (GO): autophagosome assembly
Cellular component (GO): autophagosome membrane
Molecular function (GO): protein binding
Source: RefSeq, a predicted model, not a curated record
GAUGUCGAAGAAAUUGUGCCAAGAAACAAACGAUGUUCAAUGUUUCUCAGGUCGCAAGAGGAGUUAGCUAGGGACGCUAUAAAACACGCUCUGAAGGCUCUGAAGAAACGGCAUUUACUCGAAGAAGGAGCUCAUGCUCCUGCAUAUAUUGCUCUUUCCAGGCCCAUCAUCUCUCAGGGUUCGGAAUGGAAAGAUAAAGCUGAAAGCUUGGAACUGGAACUUCAACAAUGCUACAAAGCACAGUCUAGAUUGUCCGAGCAACUAGUGGUUGAAGUAGCUGAGUCUCGAGCUCUAAAAGCCUCUCUACAAGAGAAAGAAACAACUAUUGCUGAAUUGGAGAAGGAAUUGACCCAAACCAGGGAUGAGUGCUCUCAGUUAAAAACAGAUUUAGAAGAAAAUAUUAGAGCUAUGGAAUUGGUGACGAUCGAACACCAGGAACUCAAAGCUCAAUUAGAGCAAGUGACUAUCAGAGUAAAAGAUUUAGAGGCUGAAAAUAAAAUGUUAGUUGAUCGUUGGAUGCUUCAGAAAAUGCAGGAUGCUGAACGGCUUAAUGAGGCAAAUGCACUUUACGAAGAUAUGAUUGAGCGGCUCAAGGCCAGUGGUUUAGAAAAACUUGCCCGAGAGCAAGUAGAUGGUAUUGUCCGUAGAAGUGAAGAAGGUGCUGAGUUCUUCGCAGAAUCUACUGUUCCUUCUGUUUGCAAGCACAGGAUCAAUGCCCAUGAAGGUGGUUGUGCUUCAAUACUGUUCGAGUAUAAUUCUGGAAAAUUGAUCAGCGGGGGACAUGAUCGAUCGGUCAAAAUGUGGGAUACUAGCACCGGGUCUUUAAUCCAAAAUCUUUCUGGCUGCCUCGGUUCUGUCCUUGAUCUCGCAAUUACCCAUGACAAUAGAUUCGUAAUAGCAGCAAGCAGUUCAAACAACUUGUUUGUAUGGGAUGUCAACACAGGACAAAUCCGGCAUUCUCUCACAGGUCACAAGGAUAAAGUUUGUGCUGUGGAUGUGAGCAAAGUUUCGAGUCGUCAUGUUGUGAGUGCAGCGUAUGAUCGGACGAUAAAAGUGUGGGAUUUGCAGAAAGGUUACUGCACCAACACUAUAGUUUUUCACAGCAACUGCAAUGCUCUUUGCUUCAGCACAGAUGGACUGACCAUAUGCUCGGGUCAUGUCGAUGGGAAUCUCCGUUUGUGGGAUAUUCAGACCGGAAAAUUAGUUAGUGAAGUUGCAGCACAUUCACUUCCCAUUACAUCUAUCUCCCUGUCUCGAAACGGAAAUGUUGUAUUGACGAGUGGCAGAGAUAAUUUGCAUAAUUUAUUCGAUAUACGAUCUUUGGAAGUUUGUGGUACAUUCAAAGCAACUGGAAACAGGGUGGCAUCUAAUUGGAGUCGCUCAUGUAUUAGUCCGGAUGACAAUUAUAUUGCUGCCGGCUCUGCCGAUGGAUCCGUUUACAUUUGGUCAAUAUCAAAAGCUGACAUUGUAAGCACUCUGAAGGAGCACACUGUUCCAGUAAUGUCUUGUACUUGGAGUGGACUCGGAAAACCAUUAAUCUCUGCAGAUAAGAAUGGGGUUGUCUGUAUCUGGACAUGAUCCUCUGGCAUGUUCAAUAUUCUCUAGUUAUUUUAUGUACUUUGAGGGUCCUUGGAGGGUUAUAUUCCAGUUCGAAUAUGUCUCAUGCAUGGGUACGUGAAGAGAAAUUACAAGCCAGAGUAACAUAAACGUGGAA